Messenger RNA from Choloepus didactylus (southern two-toed sloth), 4067 nucleotides. RefSeq names its product zinc finger protein 596-like. The record is from RefSeq and is a predicted model, not a curated record. Gene Ontology annotation, biological process: regulation of transcription by RNA polymerase II. The coding region runs from base 375 to 2348 and encodes 657 amino acids. NCBI's taxonomy places the organism in Eukaryota, Metazoa, Chordata, Mammalia, Pilosa, Megalonychidae. The transcript is spliced from 5 exons. Gene Ontology annotation, molecular function: DNA-binding transcription factor activity, RNA polymerase II-specific; RNA polymerase II cis-regulatory region sequence-specific DNA binding.
CAUUCCUUUUAUUUUUAUUUAAUAUUAUGGUAUCCAGUUGUUUGCAGUGGGAGUGUUGAACUUCAGGCCCCUGUUACUAACUGUAGACCUCCAGAGGUGUUGGACUUUCUGUGUCCUGAAUAUUUUGGGGGCCAUGGAAGUUGCCAAGAACAACACACUGAUCUGGCUGAAUCAUUGCCAGUGAAAACAACCUGGAUGGUCACUUUUUAUGGUAUUGUGAUCUGUAUUCUAUAAAAGAGGUACUUUUCCAUGAUGCAAGUGUGAAGUGGUGCCAAUGAGCAUAAAGCAGCAUUAUCAGUGGGCUUUUAAAAAUACUUUGAAAUCAGAUCUGUAAAUCUGAUGAAGUCUCCAAGUUCAAUCAAGUAGAGAAACUGAUGAAAGAAGGAAUUGGAUUUUUCCAAAGCCAGAAUUCAGGCAGUGAAGGUGGCUUUAAAAAGCAGGAAAUGCUCUCCAUGCAACAUAUCUGCAGGAAAGACACAUUUACAGUCAUAUCAUUGAAGCCAAAUUCUAAUACUCAAGAGAAUGGAAUUAUAUGUAGUGAAAUGCCAGAGGACUUUACUCAACCUGUGUUAAACCGCAAGGGAAAGAAAACCUACUUCAGCAAUCUAUUUGGAAAACCUUUUAAUGACCAGUCAUCUUUUAAUCAACAGAAGCAUUUUUACACUAGAAGUAAAUUAUAUGAAUGUCCUCUAAUUGGUAAAUCCUUUGUUGAAAGCUCUGUCCUUACACAUUACAAUGGAACUUACAUUGAAGAGAAACCUAAUGAAUAUCAUCUGUGUGAGAAAGCCUCCACUCAUAAUUCUGGCAUCAGAGUACAUGAGAGACCUCAUACUGGAGAGAAACCUUAUGAAUGUCACCUACAUGAGAAAGACUUAACUCAUUUCUCUACCUUGAGACAUGAGAGAACUCACAUUGGAAAGAAACCAUAUCAAUGUCAUCUCUGUGGGAAAGCUUUCACUCGAUGUUCCAUCCUUAGAGAUCAUGAAAGAACUCACACUAGAGAGAAGCCUUAUGAAUGCCAUCUAUGUGGGAAAGCCUUUAGUCAUUUGUCUAACAUGAAACAGCAUAAGAGAACUCACACUGGAAAGAAAUCAUAUAAAUGCCAUCUAGGUGGGAAAGCCUUCACUCAAUAUGAUGCUAUUAGAGAACAUGAGAGAAUUCACACUGGAGAGAAACCUUAUGAAUGUCAUCUAUGUGGGAAAGCCUUCAAUCAUUUCUCUAGCUUGAGACAACAUGAGAGAACUCACACUGGAAAGAAACCAUAUAAAUGCCAUCUUUGUGGGAAAGCCUUCCCUCAGUGUUCUUCCCUUAGAGUCCAUGAGAGAACUCACACUGGAGAGAAACAUGAUUGUCAUCUGUGUGGGAAAGCCUUUAUUUAUCUCUCUUCCCUGAAACGACAUGAGAGAACUCAUACUGGAGAGAAAUCUUAUGAAUGCUGUCUAUGUGGGAAAGUCUUCACCCGUUGUUCCAUUCUUAGAGAACAUGAGAAGACUCACACUGGUGAGAAACCAUAUGGAUGUCUUCAAUGUGGGAAAGCCUUCACUCAAUAUGGUCACCUGAGACAACAUGAGAGAACUCACACUGGCGAGAAACCUUAUGAAUGUCAUCUAUGUGGGAAAGCCCUCAGUCAUUUCUCUAGCUUGAGACGACAUGAGAGAACACACACUGGAGAGAAACCAUAUAAAUGCCAUCUUUGUGGGAAAGCCUUCUCUCAGAUUUCUUCCCUUAGAGCUCAUGAGAGAACUCACACUGGAGAGAAAUAUGAUUGUCAUUGGUGUGGGAAAGCCUUUACUUAUCUCUCUUCCCUGAAACGACAUGAGAGAACUCAUACUGGAGAGAAACCAUAUGAAUGCCAUCUAUGUGGGAAAGUCUUCACCCGUUGUUCUAUUCUUAGACAACAUGAGAAGACUCACACUGGUGAGAAACCAUAUGAAUGUCUUCAAUGUGGGAAAGCCUUCACUCAAUAUGGUAACCUGAGUCAACAUGAGAGAACUCACACUGGAGAGAAACCGUAUGAAUGUCAUCUAUGUGGGAAAGUCUUCACCCGUUGUUUUUAUCUUAGUGAACAUGAGAGGACUCACACUGGUGAGAAACCAUAUGGAUGUCUUCAAUGUGGGAAAGCCUUCACUCAAUAUGGUCACCUGAGACAACAUGAAAGAACUCACACUGGCGAGAAACCGUAUAAAUGCCAUCUAUGUGGGAAAGUUUUCACCCGUUGUUUUUAUCUUAGAGAACAUGAGAGAGCUCACACUGGAAAGAAACCAUAUAAAUGCCAUCUUUGUGGGAAAGCCUUCCCUCAGUGUUCUUCCCUUAGAGCUCAUGAGAGAACUCACUGGAAAGAAACAUGAUCAUCAUGUUUCACAUAGAAUGUCAUCUAUGUGAGAAGGUCUUCACCUGUUAUUCUAGCCUUCGAGUACAUGAUAGCACUCACACCUGAGAGAAACACUAUGAAUGUCUUCUGUGUGGGAAAGCUGUCACAAUAUGUUCAUCUGAGACAACAUGAGACAACUGACACUGGAGAGAAACCUUAUGAAUCUCAUGAAUGUCAGAAAGCCUCCACCCACUCUUCUGGUUUUAGAAAACAUGACAAAAUAUCCAGGGGAAAGAUACCGUAAGAAUAUUAUCUACAUGGGAAAAUUAGUUUAUUUUUGUAAACUUAAAGAUAACAUGAGAGAACUCAAAUUGAGUGAAACUUUAUGAGUGUUAUAUGUAAAAGUCUGCAGCCAGUAUUCACUUAGUAGAUUAUGUGAGAGAACUGAUAACAUAAAUGAUUUGAAUAUUGAAGGGAUUUCAGCCCUUGAAUUAUCCUUUAAACAUACCAGGCAACCCACACACUGAGGAAACACCAUUUAUAAUCAAACUGGUAGAGCUUUAAAAUCAUUCUUUCUACAUCAAUAUAAGCCAGUUCAUACUGGAGAGAAUCAAUAUCAUGUCACCUUUGUGGCAAAAAAUUUAGUAAGAAGGUCUGAUAAUAUACAAUGUGAGAGAACUCGUGUUAUACAUUUAAUGAAAGUUAGAGAGUCUUCAUCCUCUUCUCCUAUUGAUAGACCUUUACCAGAUAAAGGAGCUUCUUGAGAAAUUUCCAGGUACUUCAUGCUGGAUAAGUUUUUCAUGAAAAAUCACAAAAUUCUUUAUCUGUACACCCACAUUUGUAGGGCAAUUGAGAAGCCACACUUUAUAAAUCUCUUAUCAGUGUCAUGAAUGCAGGCAUGAAAUCAGUGAUCACUCAUUCCUUUAGCAUUAAUUUUCAUAUGCAGAGGAAAGAAAAAAAUUGAAAUCCAUUUAGAAAUAUCUGCAACUUGAUUUCAUAUCAGAAAAUUCAUAGUGGAAACUGAAAUACUUUAUGUUGCCCAUUAGCACAAAAUUCAGCAGAGACUCAAGGUUUUGAACAAGACUUCCUGUUGAUAUUAUGUAGGGUAACAGUACAAAGUGUGAAGUGAAAUGGGUAUAAGUUUUGAAUUUGUAAAAAGUAUUGUGAAGUGAGGUUAAUUCACUGAUCAGUUCUUCUGUAUACAUAAGCAAGAAAUAUUGUUGCUGAAAAUCUGUUUGCCAUAUUUGAAUUUUCUUUUUAUGCAGUGCCAGUCACAAAGAUGUGAAUCAAUCAGAAAGUAACUUGGAAUGAUAACUCAAAAAUCUAGAACAGAAUGUUAUUAUUCUUUACUAUUGUCUUAGUAUUAUAAUAUGUAUGUUCAUGGCAAAGAUGAAUGCAAACAUUGAUAAAUUAAAACACUUUACAACUAGAGUGUGCUGGUUUGAGUCUCUUAUGCACCCCAUAAAAAGCCAUAUUUGUAAUGCAUUCUUGGGACAAACUUGUGGGUGGGAAAUUUUAUUAGGAUUUUUCCAUUGAGUUGUGACCCUGCCCAUUCAAGGUGGGUCUUGAUUAGUUUACUGGGUUCCUUAAGAGACCCACGAGGCAGACACAGAUAUCAGACACUUCGAGAUGCAGACUGAAAGACUUUUGGAGAUGCUAAGCUAAGAGAUGAAUCCUAGAGUUUGCCCUGAAGAAGCUAAGAAGACCCCCAGACAUUUAGAAAUGCCCUGAGAGAAUAAGCAUGGAUGCACAGGAG